UUCUUCAGUACGUUUUUAACCGUUGUACACGUAUACGCUCCGUCUCUAAAAAUUUUAGUGAGUUUAAAAUUUUUACAAGUGUUUAAACAUUUUAUUAUUUUUCUUUUCGUUUUCAUUUUAAAUAUGUUUAAAUGCGAGCAGUGCCCGUCGGUUUUCACACUUAAAGGUAAUUUGACAGCUCACCAAAAAAAACAUGACGGAGUUCGUUUUCCAUGUACUGUUUGUGCGUCAACAUUCACUCUCAAAACCAACUUGAACAAACACAUGAAAAAUAUGCAUGGUAUUGUACCAGCUCAUCGUCAACCCUAUGCGCAGCUCAACCAACCGGUUGCAUCGAUCGAUGUUCAACCAGUACGACAGAGUGUCAUAAAGUUCGCGCCACGCAUUGCUCCACAGGGAGGCAUACAGAUUGGCCCUCAAAUUUUCGUCCCCGAUAUCCCGGCUGGUGGCUCGAACAUGGUAUCCGAGGACGAGAUUUGCAUGGCAGCUAUGGACGAAUUUGAAAAAGUUCAAGACGAUAAUACAGACACUUAUACAACUACGGGCGUAAACGGUAAACGAGUUUCCACCGCCAACACUACUUCGGGUGCUAGAGCGAAAAAGACGCGGAUGAGUCUCGUGCAGUCACCAGGCUUCGUCGAAAUUUCGUCGUCGGGUGGUAGGAAAAUUGUAUGGUACUAUGCUCGAAAUAUCAAUAAAAAUGAAAAAUAUACGGACUUUCUCAACUCACACGAAGCAGCUCUGUGCAAAUUAUUGGAAACGCGUGUCCAGGAGGGCCCUAUCAAAUUUAAUUUGAAACUUGAAGGGACUUAUAGCCGACCUAACGUUGAAAACUCGUCAGAGAAUAGGGCGUUCAAGACCUCAGCAGUAGAAGUUUUUUUGGAAACCGAUGUCAAACAGGUCGUGGAGGCGUCAUAUAUAAAGUUGUUGGGUGAAGAAGAGGUAUACCGGGGUAGAGGUAGCGGUUUCAGACUGGACACUAUCGAUGGGUUAUUGUUGGCUAUAUAUAAAUAUACACCUAUGAGUGCCUCGUCGUAUAUCGAGUUACCUAAAUCUAUUGAGGGGAGACGUGCUACCAUCAACCCCAAAAACAAUGACCAACAGUGUUUUAAGUGGGCCAUUCUCGCGAGACAUGUGACAGGACUUGCCCCGGGGCGUGUCGGGGGAAAUUAUAGACAGCAAGAGGGGAGGUAUAAUUUUGAUGGUAUCACCUUCCCGACACCUAUGGCGGAUAUAAAGAUUUUUGAGAAGAAUAACCGGGGUGUCUCUGUAAACGUGUAUGGUCUCAGUCUUAAAACCAAAAAUCAAAAAUUUCCAAAAUACGAGGUGUUUCCGUUACGCGUUGUUGACGAUGAGAAACCAAAACAUUUUGAUCUGUUGUUCAUCAGUAACCCUAGCGGGGCACAUUAUGUAUAUAUAUCGAAUUUCUCGAGGCUCGUAUCCCCGCAGAAGAAUAGACAUAACGGUCAACAAUUUUUUUGUAAACGGUGUUUUAUCAGUUUUGAUAAACAAAGCUUAAAAUAUAAACUGAACGGAGAGGCGGCCCUAGAAAAACAUAAGUUAAUUUGCGGUUCACAUAAACCCAUCUUACCUGAGAUGUCUAGCGGGGAAUGUACAAAGUUUGAGGCCUGGAGGAGCACACAGAGACACCCCAUUGUAAUAUACGCGGACUUCGAGGCCUUGCUAGUCAAGGUUGACGAGAAGAAAGGUGUAAACACGGCAAUUGUACAGAGACAUGAGGCUAUGAGUUAUGGGUUCGUAGUUAAGGCGAGUGAUGAUGUCCCACUCGAGCUAUUAAUCGAGCACGGUAUAACUACAGACCCGGUAAUAUACAGAGGCAGCGAGGAUCGACCGGACGUGGCUUCUCAUUUUGUCGAGGAAAUAGUUGAAAUUAGUAGAAAGAUAGAGACCUUUUUAAAGACGAAUACCCCCAUAAUUAUGAGUGAUGAGCAAGAAAAAACACAUCAAGAGUGUACAACAUGUAAUUUAUGUAAGUGCAAUAUAGUGGGGGUUGAUAAAGUUAGAGAUCAUGAUCAUUUAUCGGGCAAAUUUAGGCAAACUCUAUGUUCUAAGUGUAAUUUAGCAUUACAGCAACCUAAAUUUGUACCGGUAUUUUUCCAUAAUCUGUCAAACUACGACUCACACUAUAUAAUUUCUCAACUGGGAACUUCUGGACAACCAGUAAAACUAUUAGCUAAUUAUUUUCCCAUUAAAACUUAUACGAAUUGGUGUUUGUACCAAUAUCGAGUUGAUUUCAAUCCUGAAGAAGAUAGAAUCGGUAUUAAAAGAGGGUUAUUAGCUCAGCAUCGAGAACGUUUAGGCGGAUAUUUAUUUGAUGGAACGAUGUUAUUUUCUGGAAAGCGAUUUGAUCCAUCGACUUUCGAACUUACAUGUAAGCGUCUAUCAGACGAUAAAAUUGUCAUAAUUACAAUAAAAUUCACAAAUGUAAUAGAAACUGGUGAUUAUGCUAAUAUUCAAGUUUUCAACUUGCUCUUGCGCAAUUGUUUAAGACAUCUCAAACUAACGAUGAUUGGAAGAAAUUUUUAUGAUCCAAAUGCAAAAAUUGAUAUUAUUCAACAUAAACUUCAACUUUGGCCGGGCUAUGUUACAACCAUUGGCCGGUUUGAAGAAAACAUUUUAUUAUGCGUUGAAAUAUCUACAAAAGUCAUGCGUCAAGAAACUGUAUACGAUUUUUUUAAAGAGUGUGCUGCUAAUAAGGACGGUGAUUGGAUGAUACGCUUUAAAAGUAAUAUUAUUGGUACUACAGUGAUGACCAAAUACAACAACAAAACAUACAAAAUUGAUGACAUAGAUGAAAAUUCUGAACCUAAUUCUACAUUUAGUAAAAAGGAUGGAUCAAAAAUUACUUUUGUGCAAUAUUACAAAGAAAAAUGGAACAUGACAAUUCGUGGUGGAAGGCAACCAAUGUUGGUUUCCAAAAAUAAAAAGUCAAUAAGAAAGUUUGGAGUUGAAGAUACAUUGGUUUAUCUAAUUCCAGAAUUGUGCAUUAUGACUGGUAUCACUGAUGUUAUGAGAAGAAAUUUUAAGCUUAUGCAAGAUAUAGCUAUGUAUACACGUACAAAUCCUAAAGAACGCAUAACAAGAUUAACACAUUUUGCAAAUCGUCUUCUUUCUACACCUGAGUCUGUAACUGAACUGAAAAAGUGGAAUCUUACAUUAAGUAACAGGCUAAUUGAAAUUACUGGUCGUACAUUACCACCAGAACCAAUUCGAAGUCGAACUAAAGAAUACAAUGGUGGUGUAGAAGCUGAUUGGACAAGGAAUUUACGCACAUUACCAAUGUUCACCUCUGCAACUAUAAAACAUUGGGUUAUUUUAGCACCUAAGGACAGUAUUCUAAAAGUUGAAGCUUUUGCUCAAAGUCUUUCAAUGGCUAGUAAAGGAAUGGGAUUUAUACUGCCCAGGAGUGUUAUAUUUCCCAUGGCUGAUGGAAAAUCAGAUACAUUUUUAAAUAUCUUGGAAAAAGUAAUUAAUGAGUCAAAUCCAUCAUUAAUUCUAUGUGUUAUCCCAUCCCCACGUAGUGAUAUUUAUAGUAUGAUUAAACGAAAAUUAUGUAUUGAUAGAGCAGUGCCAUCACAAGUAGUACUGUUAAAAAAUGUACAAAAGAACAAUAUGUCUAUAAAUACAAAAAUUGCAAUUCAACUCAAUUGUAAACUUGGAGGUGCCCCUUGGCUAGUUACUAUUCCCAAAAAAGGGAUGAUGAUCGUUGGUUUUGAUGUGACUCAUGACAUUCAACGAAAAAAUAUAUCAUUUGGAGCUUUAGUAUCAACCAUGAAUGAUGCUCAUACAAGUUACUUCAGUUGUGUGGAAGCUCAUGCAAGUGGUGAGGAACUUUCUGUUCAUUUUGCAACUGGCAUAAGUAAGGCAUUAGCCAAGUAUCGGAGUAAAAAUAAAGCAUUACCUACUUCCAUUAUUGUAUACAGAGAUGGUGUCGGAGAAGGCCAAAUAUCAUAUGUACAAAAAACAGAAAUCAAACUUCUGAAAACAACUUGUGAACAAUUUUACGGUGAAAGUUCUGUCCCAUUUACAUUUGUCAUUGUAACUAAACGUAUCAAUACAAGAUUUUUUGCUGUCAAUAAUAAAGGCUCUGAAAAUCCUCCACCUGGUACAAUUAUUGAUACUGUUGUCACAGACCCAACCAAGUAUGAUUUCUUCUUGGUUUCACAAAAUGUAAGACAGAGUACUGUAACUCCUACACAUUAUCAGGUAAUUGAAGACACACUUAAACUUUCUCCUGAUAGAUUACAAAGACUUACAUUCAAGUUGACUCAUAUGUACUACAAUUGGUCGGGUACUAUACGAGUUCCUGCUCCAUGUCAGUUGGCUCAUAAGUUGGCAUUACUUACUGGCCAAAGUCUCAAACGUUCUCCCAACAUUGGAUUGGACGAAUUGUUAUACUUUCUUUAA
Melanaphis sacchari is the source of this 4428-nucleotide messenger RNA. Its product is annotated as piwi-like protein Siwi. Lineage: Eukaryota; Metazoa; Arthropoda; Insecta; Hemiptera; Aphididae. Gene Ontology annotation, cellular component: P granule. Gene Ontology annotation, biological process: regulatory ncRNA-mediated gene silencing. Gene Ontology annotation, molecular function: piRNA binding; protein binding. The record is from RefSeq and is a predicted model, not a curated record.